AAGUGGGGACUGGGACUGACCUGGCUCAAACACUCUCCUGUCAAGAUGUUGCACCUCAAACUCUUUGCAGUGCUUUUGACCUGCCUGUUGCUGUUAGGCCAGGUAGACGGCUCCCCAGUUCCGGCACUGGGUCCAGCAAAGAGAAGAUUGCAGAGAAUGACCCCGUUUUGGAGAGGAGUGUCCCUUAGGCCUAUUGGAGCCUCCUGCCGAGAUGAUUCUGAAUGUACCACGAGAUUGUGCAGAAAGAGACGCUGUUCCCUCAGUGUGGCCCAGGAAUGAUACGUGUACCAGAAAGGACAGCACUCACCUCAAUGCUCCGUUCUAUGGAGUAUUGACUGACUGCAUUUGGGAGACACCUAAGAGAAGCAAUCUUGUAUUUUUAAUAUUUAAAGACAGAUGUGUGCUUUAAUUACGUCUCCAUUUCUUCUUAGACUGUUAUUUGGAUAAACAUGACUGAAAUUUUCAA
Molecule: messenger RNA, 466 nt
Organism: Echinops telfairi (small Madagascar hedgehog)
Lineage: Eukaryota; Metazoa; Chordata; Mammalia; Afrosoricida; Tenrecidae
Gene: LEAP2
Product: liver enriched antimicrobial peptide 2
Exons: 3
Coding region: 46-279 (77 amino acids)
Biological process (GO): defense response to bacterium; antimicrobial humoral immune response mediated by antimicrobial peptide
Source: RefSeq, a predicted model, not a curated record